AUGCCUCGCCCGGGCAGGAACACGUACAGCGACCAGAAGCCGCCCUACUCCUACAUCUCGCUGACGGCCAUGGCCAUCCAGAGCUCGCCGGAGAAGAUGCUGCCCCUGAGCGAGAUCUACAAGUUCAUCAUGGACCGCUUCCCCUACUACCGGGAGAACACGCAGCGCUGGCAGAACUCCCUGCGCCACAACCUCUCCUUCAACGACUGCUUCAUCAAGAUCCCGCGCCGGCCCGACCAGCCGGGCAAGGGCAGCUUCUGGGCGCUGCACCCCAGCUGCGGGGACAUGUUCGAGAACGGCAGCUUCCUGCGGCGCCGCAAGCGCUUCAAGGUGCUCAAGUCCGAGCACCUGGCCCCCAGCAAGCCGGCCGACGCCGCCCAGUACCUGCAGCAGCAGGCCAAGCUGCGGCUCAGCGCCCUGGCCGCCGGCGGCCCCCACCUGCCGCAGAUGUCCGGCUACAGCCUGGGGGUCUCCCAGCCCUCCGGCUUCAAGCACCCCUUCGCCAUCGAGAACAUCAUCGCCCGCGAGUACAAGAUGCCGGGCGGGCUGGCCUUCUCCGCCAUGCAGCCCGUGCCGGCCGCCUACCCGCUGCCCAACCAGCUGGGCAGCUCGCUGGGCAGCGGCUGGCCCCACAUGUACAGCCCCGGCAUGAUCGACACGGCCACCCCCAUCUCCAUGGCCAGCAGCGAGUACAGCGCCUACGGGGUGCCCCUCAAGCCCCUGUGCCACGGGGGCCAGACUUUGCCAGCCAUCCCGGUGCCCAUCAAGCCCACCCCGGCGGCGGUGCCGGCCCUGCCGGCCCUGCCAGCGCCCAUCCCCACCCUCCUCUCGAACUCGCCCCCCUCGCUCAGCCCGACCUCUUCCCAGACAGCCGCCAGCCAAAGCAGCCCCGCGACGCCCAGCGAGACCCUGACCAGCCCCGCCUCGGCCCUGCACUCGGUAGCGGUGCACUGA
Molecule: messenger RNA, 954 nt
Organism: Mauremys mutica (yellowpond turtle)
Lineage: Eukaryota; Metazoa; Chordata; Testudines; Geoemydidae
Gene: FOXB1
Product: forkhead box B1
Exons: 1
Coding region: 1-954 (317 amino acids)
Biological process (GO): cell differentiation; anatomical structure morphogenesis; regulation of transcription by RNA polymerase II
Molecular function (GO): DNA-binding transcription factor activity, RNA polymerase II-specific; RNA polymerase II cis-regulatory region sequence-specific DNA binding
Source: RefSeq, a predicted model, not a curated record